Messenger RNA from Oncorhynchus keta (chum salmon), 5498 nucleotides. Its product is annotated as leukotriene B4 receptor 1-like. Gene Ontology annotation, molecular function: complement receptor activity; leukotriene receptor activity. The coding region runs from base 225 to 1346 and encodes 373 amino acids. Lineage: Eukaryota; Metazoa; Chordata; Actinopteri; Salmoniformes; Salmonidae. The transcript is spliced from 7 exons. Gene Ontology annotation, cellular component: plasma membrane. Gene Ontology annotation, biological process: positive regulation of cytosolic calcium ion concentration; immune response; complement receptor mediated signaling pathway. The record is from RefSeq and is a predicted model, not a curated record.
UAGCAUGCUACAGCCAGCAUGACAGCUCAGGGAAAACACAUCGUUUGAGAGCGCCAGAGAGUGAAAGUAAGGGAUAAGGAGGAGAGAAAGAGGAGUAUCGAGAAAAGUAGGAAGAAGAUAAACAUCAAGACUGUAAGAAAUGAAAUAAAGGAAGUCUCGUCAAUCCAAGCCUCUCGUCCAUGUCUUUCUCUUCCCCAGCAUAUUAGGACUAUUUGGUCAUCACAAUGGCCCACAACCAAAGCAUUCCCCUUCGCCUCCUGUCCAACUUCUCCCUCCCCCAAAUCAUCCCUCCAUCCCUCACAAACCCCUCCUCGUCCCUCUUUCCGUUCUCCUCCUCGACAUCCCCCUCCCUGUUCCUGUCCACCUCCAUGCACAACCUGAACACCACCAACACGUCUGUUUUCGGGGGAAACCAAAGCAUUGUGGGUAAUACCACCUCCACGACAGUAGGGGCUCUCAUCCUGUGUCUGGUCUUGCUGCUGGGCCUCCCCGGCAACCUCUUCAUCAUCUGGAGUAUCCUGGCGCGUGCCCGCCGCCGCUCCGUCACCACCCUCCUCAUCCUCAAUCUAGCGGUGGCCGACGGCUCACUCAUGGCGCUCACGCCCUUCUUCGUGAUCUACCUGGUCAAGAAGACCUGGGUUUUUGGCAACAUCAUGUGCAAGAUACUCUUUUACUUGUGCCUAGCCAACAUGUACGCCUCCAUCCAACUGAUCAUGCUGAUGAGCCUGCACAGGCUGGUGGCCGUGGUGUGGCCUAAGCGCGUCGCUGCACUUGCUGGAUGGAAGGCGGUACUGCGUGGGGUGCUGGUGCUGUGGACCAUGGUGCUGGUCGCGUCCAUCCCUGCGUUGCUGUUCAGGGACGAGCGGAAGACCGUGCACCCCAACGGGAAGAGCCGGGUCGUGUGUGAGUCGUUGCACAAGCAACAGAGUCAUGUGGUGCUCCAGUACACGUUGGAAACAGUGCUGGGAUUUGUAGUUCCUUACGGGGUGAUUAUAGGCAGCUACAUCUGCAUCCUGCGGCGGAUCAGGCAGACAAGGUUCAGGAGGAGGAUCCGCAGUGAGAAUCUCAUCCUGGCCAUCGUGGUAACCUUCGGUGUCUUCUGGUUGCCCUACCAUGUCAUCAACAUUGUGCAGGUUGCUGCAGCACUUUCUCCAAAGGAUUCAACUCUAAAAGCAAGUAAAAAAAAAAAUCUGACUGAAAAUUUAACUGCAGCGUACUGUAAAUUAUGGAGCAUUGUAGGAUAUUGCUGUUUUCAAAUCACAUUUUAUUGGUCACAUACACAUAUUCAGCAGAUGUUAUUGUGGGUGUGCAAAAUACUUGUGUUCCUAGCUCCAGCAGAGCAGUAGUAUCGAACAAUUCACAACAUUACACCAAUCUAAAAGUAAAAUAAUGGAAUAAAGAAAUAUAUAUAAAUAUUAGGACGAGCAAUGGCACUGACUAAAAACCUGUAUCGAAUACAGUUAAUACAUAUGAGAUGAGUAAAGCAGUAUGUAAACAUUAUUAAAGUGACGAGUGUUCCAUUAUUAAAGUGGCCAGUGAUUCCAUGUCUAUGUAUAUACGGCAGCAGCCUCUAAGGUGCAUGGUUGAGUAGCCAGGUGGUAGCCAGAUAGAAAUGGCUAUUUAACAGUCUGAUGCCCUUCAGUUAGAAGCUGUGUUUCAGUCUCUCGAUCCCAGCUUUGAUGCACCUGUACUGACCUCUCCUUCUGGAUGAUAGCGGGGUGAACAGGCCGUGGCUCUGGUGGUUGAUGUCUUUGAUGAUCAUUUUUGCCUUCCUGUGACACUGGGCGCUGUAGGUGUCCUGGAGGGCAGGCAGUGUGCCCCUGGUGAUGCUUUGGGCAGACGACACCCUCUGGAGAGCCUCUGGAGAGCCCUGUGGUUGCGGGAGGUGCAGUAAUACAGCCAGACAGGAUGCUCUCAAUUGUGCAUCCGUAAAAGUGUCUGAGGGUCUUAGGGGCCAAGACACAUUUAUUCAGCCUCCUGAGGUUGAGGAGGCGCUUGUUGCACCUUCUUCACCACACUAUCUGUGUGGGUGGACCAUUUCAGAUUGUCAGUGAUGUGUACGCCGAGGAACUGAAACCUUCCACCUUCUCCACUGUGGUCCCGUCGAUGUGGAUUGGGUCGUGCUCCCUGUUUCCUUUUGAUGAUUAUGUUGGAGGCUUACUUGGCCACUCAGUCAUGGAUGAACAAGGGAGUACUGGAGGGGGCUGAGCAUGCACCAUUGUGGGGCCCCUGUGUCGAGGGUCAGCGAAGUGGAGGUGUUGUUUCCUACCUUCAUCACUUGGGGGCGGCCUGUCAGGAAGUCCAGGACCCAGUUGCACAGGGUGGGGUUCAGACCCAGGGCCCCGAUUUUAAUGAUGAGCUUGGCGGGUACUAUGAUGUUGAAGGCUGAGCUUGGAUAAGAGCGUCUGCUAAAUGACUUAAAUGUAAUGUAAAUGUAGUCAAUGAACAGCAUUCUGACGAAUGUAUUUUGAAAAGGUGAGUAGCAGUGGUCUAGUGUUUUCCCUAAGCGAGUAAUACAGUCAAUGUGUUGAUAGCGUUUUCUGCAAAUUUGCUUUGUUAAAAUCCCCAGCUACAAUAAAUGUGGCCUCAGGAUAUGUGGUUUGCAGUUUGCAUAAAGUCCAGUGUAGUUCCUUUAGGGCAGUCGUGGUAUCGGCUUGAGGGGGAACAUACACGGCUGUGACUAUAACCGAAGAGAAUUCUCUUGGGAGGCAAUACGGUUGGCAUUUGAUUGUGAGGUAUUCUAGGUUGGGUGAACAAAAGGACUUGAGUUUCUGUAGGUUAUCUCAAUCACGCCAUGAGUAGUUAAUCAUGAAACAUACACUCCUGCCUUUCUUCAUCCUGGAGAGUUCUUUAUUCUUGUGUGCACGAUGAACUAAGAACCCAGCUGGCUAUAUGGACAGGGACGGUAUAUCCCGACAGAGCCAUGAUUCCGUGAAACAGAGUAUAUUACAGUCCCUGAUGUCUCUCUGUUCGGAGGUCCUCGCCUUAAGCUUGGCUACUUCAUUGUCCAGAGACUGAACAUUAGCGAGUAAUAUACUCCGAAUGGUACUGUAAUUCUACCCGACAGAAUACAGUUCCGUACCAUAUCUUUGGAGCCCCAAAAACCUUUUGAACACUAGUGGUUGCAUGGUAUUGUUGUUUCUGGCUCAUUAACAUAUUUUGAGGCGUGCCUUUUAUAAGAGGCCAUAUUUUUUGCACCUGUGAGGGAGAAUGCUGUACAACAUUCUGCUGAAAAGGCAGCGUGGGAAAUUCAAAAAUAUUUUCACAAAAACUUUCACACAUUAACAAGUCCAAUACAGCAAAUUAAAGAUACCCAUCGUGUCCGAUUUUUAAAAACACAACAUAUAUUUGUUAGAUCAUCACCAAAUCCAAAAAAACACACAGCCAUUUUCCCCAGCCAAAGAUGGUCACAAAAGCAGAAUUAGAGAUAAAAUUAAUCACUAACCUUUGAUAAUCUUCAUCAGAUGACCCUUAUAUGACAUGUUACACAAUACAUUUAUGUUUUGUUAUAUAUUAUGCAUAUUUAUAUCGACAAAUCUCGGUUUACAUUGGCGCCAUGUUCAGAAAUGCCUCCAAAAUAUCUGGAGUAAUUACAGAGAGCUACGUCAGAUAACAGAAAUACUCAUCAUAAACUUUGACAAAAGAUACAUGUUUUACACAUAAUUAAAGAUACACUGUUUCUCAAUGCAACCGCUGUGUCAGAUUUUUUUUAAACGUUACGAAAAAAGCAUACCAUGCAAUAAUCUGAGACGGCACUCAGUCGUAAAUAUAUUUCUCCGCCAUGUUGGAGUCAACAGAAAUACGAAAUUACAUCAUAAAUAUUCCCUUACCUUUGAUGAUCUUUCAUCAGAAUGCAGAGCAAGGAAUCCUAGUUCUGCAAUAAAUCGUUGUUUUGUUCCAUAAUGUCCAUUACUAGUGUCCAAUUAGCUACUUUUGCUAGCACGUUUAGUUCACAUGUCCAAAAGCUGGCGCUGGUCCAGGCGAACUCGGACGAAACUUCAAAAAGUUAUAUUCCAGGUCGAAUAAACUGGUCAAACUAAGUAGAGAAUCAAUCUUCAGGAUGUUAAUAUCAUAUAUAUGCAAUAACGUUCCAACCGGAGCAUUCGUUUUUGUCUACAGAGUAAUGGAACGCAAGGCGAUAUAAUGACUACUGUGCGUAACCAGGAACUGGCAUUCUGCCAGACCAGUGACUCAAAUAGCUGCCAUCCGGUCCCACAUCACACUAGAGGCUUCAUUCCACAUUCUACGGACUGUUGCCAUCUAGUGGAAGGCGUAGGAAGUGUGAACAGAUCCAUAUCUUAUUUGGAUGUGAAUAGGCGAUGAGUUGAAAAUCAACCAGCCCCAGAAUUUCCACUUCCUGUUUGGAAGUUUGCCUGCCCUAUGAGUUCUGUUAUACUCAGACAUAAUUCAAACAGUUUUAGAAACUUCAGAGAGUUUUAUAUCCAAUAGUAAUAAUAAUGGGACAGAGUAGGAGGCAGUUCACUAUGGGCACGCAAUUCAUCCAAAGUGAAAAUGCUGCCCCCUAUCCCUAAAAGGUUUAACUUAUGUCGUUAUAGUUCCCCAUCAUUUAAAAAUGUAUAGGGGACAGAUUGGAGUGGCAGAAAGUCUUAAACAUUAAAUUGGGGGUGUCAAACUCAUUUCAUGUAUGGUCUAGAGUCUGCAGGUUUACUUUGUGCAUAUAUUAGCAGCUUCUGAUUGACACAAAUAAUAUCAAUUAGCCUAUUGGAGGCGUACCUGUGAAUGUAUUUCAAGGCCUACCUUCAAACUCAGUGCCUCUUUGCUUGACAUCAUGGGAAAAUCAGAAGAUAUCAGCCAAGACCUCAUAAAAAAAUUGUAAACCUCCACAAGUCUGGCUCAUUCUUUGGAGCAAUUUCCAAAUGUCUGAAGGUACAACGUUCAUCUACACAAACAAUAGUACCAAAUAUAAACACCAUGGGACCACACCGCUCAGGAAGGAGAAGCGUUCUCUCUCCUAGAGAUGAACAUACUUUGGUGCGAAAAGUGUAAAUCAAUCCCAGAACAACAGCAAAGGACAUUGUGAAGACGCUGGAGGAAACGGACACAAAAGUAUCUAUAUCCCCAGUAAAACGAUUCCUAUAUCGACAUAACCUGAAAGGCCACUCAGCAAGGAAGAAGCCACUGCUCCAAAACCGCUAUAAAAAAGCAAGACUAUAGUUUGCAACUGCACACGGGGACAAAGAUUGUACUUUUUGGAGAAAUGUCCUCUGGUCUGAUGAAACAAAAAUAGAACUGUUUGGCCAUAAUGACCAUCAUUAUGUUUGGAGGAAAAAGGGGGAGGCUUGACAGCCGAAGAACACCAUCCCAACCGUGAAGCAUGGGGAUAGCAGCAUCAUGUUGUGGGGGUGCUUUUACAUUUACAUUUUACAUUUAAGUAAUUUAGCAGACGCUCUUAUCCAGAGCGACUUACAAAUUGGUGCAUUCACCUUAUGACAUCCAGUGGAACAGCCACUUUACAAUAGUGCAUCUAAAUCUUUUAG